Messenger RNA from Trichoderma harzianum CBS 226.95, 989 nucleotides. RefSeq lists its product as hypothetical. The coding region runs from base 127 to 732 and encodes 201 amino acids. Lineage: Eukaryota; Fungi; Ascomycota; Sordariomycetes; Hypocreales; Hypocreaceae. The transcript has a single exon. The record is from RefSeq and is a predicted model, not a curated record.
CGAUUUUUUACCUUUUGAUUGAGGUUGCAGGUCAAUUGAUAAAUUCAAGUUGUCAUAUUUGAGCACUUGCACGGGUGAAUACGGACUCGUCUGCAGUUCUCGUGUCUGUCAGGAUCAAGACUCAGCAUGGCUCCUUCAAUCGAGGCCAUCAUCAAAGAGUAUCCAUACGGACCAGAAGGCGUACAAAGAAUCGCCCACCGCCGCAUCAAAAACGAAAUUGAAAUCACCGAACCAGAUCCGUCUUGGCCCCAGUCUUUCCAGAUCCUCAAAGACCGCAUCAUCUCCGCCCUAGGUUCAACAGCCGUCUCAGUUGAGCACGUCGGCUCGACCAGCGUGGCCGGCCUGCCAGCCAAGCCUGUCAUCGACAUAGAUCUCAUCGUCGUGGACGUGCUUGACGAGGCCUCAUACGUGCUGCAGCUCGAGGCAGUAGGCUUCCAUUUUCUCUUACGCGAGCCGGCGUGGCAUGAACAUCGCUUUUUCUGCAACUAUGAGCCUUCAGCGAACCUGCACGUCUUUGGGCCAGACUCUCCUGAAACCGAGAAGCAUAAGAUCUUUCGAAAUUGGCUUUCGAAAACUCCGGCUGACAAGGAGAUGUAUGCUGCGGUGAAGAGGGAGGCGGCGGAGGCAACUCGUACCGCUGGCGAGACAAUGCAUGAAUACACUGAGCGAAAGAAUGACUGUAUCCGAGAGAUUCUGGGCAGAGCGUUCCGAGACCUGGGUUAUAUUCAGUAACGGCAAUUGAUGUCUUUAGCCAAGUGCUGGGUUGGCUGGACCCCGAGGUAGAAUGGAAAGUGAGUAUUUGUGAUGUUUCGAUGGAAUCACAUGUUGAAAAAAAAUUGAAUGGUAUAUGAAUUUGUAUUCUUGGUAUUUCAUAAAGAGUGGAGGCUAGGUAGGAUAUCAACACUCAAGCAGGAAAAGCGAUGGCGACACAGGCAGAUUGAUACUGGUGCGGGCGAAGCAUUUCGAAAGCAUCGUUUGACACAGUCUAC